GUCUCAUUAUGGCCAGUAUAUUUGAUAAUAAACGAGUUGCCAUCAGAUGAAAGAUUUUUGAGGAAGAACAUGAUUCUGUGGGGGAUAUGGCAAGGGAAUGGAAAACCAAAUAUGACGACAUUUCUGAAACCAAUGGUUACAGAUUUAAUUUCACUACAAGGUGAAGAAAUGGUGUUAAGACUCAAUGAAGAAAACAUUAUCUGCAAGGUAGUUCUGAUAGUGGCAACAAUGGAUUUACAGGCUAGGGCCGCUGUACUUCACAUGACACAACACAAUGGAAAGUUUUCAUGUGUUUUCUGCCUUGAACCUGGAAAAGUGGUCAAAAGUUGUAAGGGGCAUUGUAGAUGUUUCCCAUACAGUCCAGUCCUGAAUCUUCGUUCAGAUAAUAUGAUAAUGGAAGAUAGCAAAAAUGCUCAAAAAUCCAAAAACCUGAAAACUAACAUUAAUGGUUUUACUGGGGAAAGUGUAUUGAACUAUCUACCAAAUUUCAGUCUAAAGGACAAUAUUGUUAUUGAUUAUAUGCAUGGCAUCCUACUUGGUAUCACCAAAAAACUACUCAACUUUUGGUUUGAUUCAACAUAUUUUGACAGACCACACUUUAUUGGGCAUAAGAUGAAAGAAAUAGAUGUCAUACUGAAGAAAAUAACCCCGCCAUACCUUGUGAUUAGGUUACCACGAAAGCUAUCCAACACCUUACACCAUUGGAAAGCAUCAGAGCUACGUUCCUGGCUUCUAUAUUACUCAAUACCAUGCUUGAAAGGACGACUUCUGGAUGUUUAUCUCACUCACUACAGCUUAUUAGUUGAAGCAACUCAAACACUUCUUGGAGAAGGAAUCACAGAAGAUGACCUGCAACGCUCAGAUCUUCUACUUCACCAUUUUGUUAAAUCAGCAGACACAUUGUACGGUGAUAAUUUUCUCGGUUUGAAUGUUCACAAUUUGCUUCAUAUUGUUCCCUGUGUAAGAAAGUGGGGUCCAUUGUGGGCAUGGUCCUGUUUUUGUUUCGAGUCUUUCAACGGGGAAAUAAAAAAAAACAUUCAUGGAACUGGAAAUGUGUGCAGGCAGAUAUUUUGGUACCUUCAAGCUCAAAAACAGAUAGAGAAAAAAGCAUCUGAACCUGGGGAUGGAGCUGUGAAAGACUUUCUCCGGGAAAUGACUGGCCAUUGCAGCAGUUCUAAAACUGGAUUGGACGCUUACCAGUGUUUGGUAAAGGGGAAGUUAAAUGAAGGACCUGCUGAACUCCCACAAGUCCAAGAAAAAAAGUUAUUUGAACUUUCAAACAAAAACUCCAUGAAAGAAUUUUCGAAAGCUUCCAAAAUUGUCAGAAAUGGCUUCAUUAUGUAUUCGAAAGCUUGUAAAAAAGUUCAGAAAAGAAAUUCUUUUACAAUUCGCACAUCCGGUAACACUGUGGUUGAAGUACACUAUUAUUUGAUGGACAAUACAUCUAGACAUGUAUAUGCUGUAUGUACAAAGCUAGACACUACCUGUGCCGUGAUUGAAAGACGUGUGCCUCAUAUUCGACAAGCAAGAACUGUACAAGAUGUCGAGCUCCAUAUCAUGAAAGCUGAGGACUUACAACAGCUUGUUGUCAACUUUAAAGUGAAUGAUCAGCAGUUUGUAGCCUUCAUCCCAAACACCAUAGAAAGAGACUGAAAUGUCUAAAGUUCAAAACAUGGCAAGAUGGUCUCGCUUAGAAUAAAGUAAAGUAAAGUGGUAAUUCAUAAUACAGACUCAAUACCAUGUUAGUGAACUUCAGUAUCUAUAAAAUAUGAUUGAAUAAUGAUAUUUAAACAAUGAUUCAACUUUUCAACUGUGAUAGACUGUUUAUAACAAAAGUUGCAAUAUUUACAUCCACUACAAAGUCU
This is a messenger RNA of Pecten maximus, 1865 nucleotides long. RefSeq lists its product as uncharacterized. The coding region runs from base 70 to 1653 and encodes 527 amino acids. The transcript has 2 exons. The record is from RefSeq and is a predicted model, not a curated record. Lineage: Eukaryota; Metazoa; Mollusca; Bivalvia; Pectinida; Pectinidae.